Brachypodium distachyon (stiff brome) is the source of this 1797-nucleotide messenger RNA. Its product is annotated as lys-63-specific deubiquitinase BRCC36. Gene Ontology annotation, molecular function: metallopeptidase activity; polyubiquitin modification-dependent protein binding. The transcript has 10 exons. NCBI's taxonomy places the organism in Eukaryota, Viridiplantae, Streptophyta, Magnoliopsida, Poales, Poaceae. The record is from RefSeq and is a predicted model, not a curated record. The coding region runs from base 149 to 1435 and encodes 428 amino acids. Gene Ontology annotation, biological process: double-strand break repair. Gene Ontology annotation, cellular component: BRCA1-A complex; BRISC complex.
UCACCGACUGAACCCACUCCGAUCCCCCAGAAGAAGAAAAAAACGAGUCGAGCUCAGCCGAGGCUUCGCCCAAACGCACGCACGCACGCAUCCACCACCGAGUCGCCCGCCCCGAAACCCCAGGUGGCGGCGGCCGCGGCGGCCGGCGAUGUCGCUGACCGAGGUCAAGAUCGGCGAGGAGGUGUGGCUCACCUGCCUCUCCCACGCCCUCACCACCGAGACCGAGGAGGUCAUGGGCCUCCUCCUCGGCGACGUCGAGUCCUCGAGCAGGGGCGGCUCCGUCGCGGUGAUAUGGGGCGCGUCGCCGCAGAUGAGGUGCGAGCGGAAGAAGGACCGCGUCGAGGUCAACCCCGAGCUGCUCGCAGCCGCCACGGCGCAGGCCGAGGUUAUGACGGCCACCAUCGGGAAGACGACCAGGGUGAUCGGCUGGUAUCACUCGCAUCCGCAUAUCACUGUCCUGCCUUCCCAUGUAGAUGUUCGUACCCAAGCGAUGUUUCAACUGCUAGAACCAGGCUUCGUGGGGCUGAUAUUUUCUUGUUUUAGCGAAGAUGCCCAAAAGGUUGGGAAAAUCCAAGUGAUUGCCUUCCAGUCACUUGACGGGACACAACGUGCUAUUGUUCCUGUUAUUACCGAUCCAGUCAUCGACCUUGAGUCAUCUUGGAGUUCAUCAGAUAAAUCACUAACACCAAAGUAUGCAGCAAUUGAGGGCAUUGAACAGGACACAGGGGAUUCUAGAGCUCUGAAAGGAAGCAAGGUCUGGGGAAGAUCUCUGGAUGCAGAUCUCUAUUCUCAUCUCGACACAAAUCAUUCAUCAAAACAUCAACCCAGAGAAAACGCUAUUGUUGCUUAUGAACCGGAUAACCUUCCAGGAGUUUCUGCUGAUCAAGAUGGUUCAGAUAUGUCCCCAAGCAUUCAGGAGGCUUUGCACCGAUCAACUAUGGACAUAAGUGGUGCAGAGUAUAGGAGGAGGGAGGUGCCUCUUCAUGUAUUUCCAACAAGGCAUCUGCUAAAGCUGGACACUACGUUGACUUCUUACUGUGAUAUGCAGCAUGUCCUUUUCCAAGAGGAACAAUCAGCAUAUAAUCAAGCCAUGCUACAAAAUAUUUGUGAUGGGAAGAUGCACCCCCUUACAUCUAUUCACCAUACAUCUACGUACAAUUCAUCUCUCUGUAAACUAAUGGAAUAUUGUUUGAGCCCAGCUAUAACUGUACUUCAGGAUCGCCUGAAGGAACAAGAACUUCAGCUAUCUAUGCUAGUGGAGGAGGCUAAAGAACUCGAGGCUGAGAACCAAAGCAUGAGAAAUGUUUCUCCUCGUCGCUUGAUGCUCCGUGGGACUAGUGGUAGCAGUUCACCAAGGGCCCUGGAUAAGUACGCUUCCGCCAAACAAGGGGGGCCAAUAAGCCCCAGCGGAAGCAGCAGGAGAAAGGCUUCUUGAUUGCAACCUUGUUUGCCAUGUCAUUACGAUGAAUAGUGCAAGUCGCAGUCCUACCUGUAGCUCUUCGAUGGAUGAAGGAGUGCGCAAUGCCAAUGUACAUACCGCAUCUUCUUUCACCACCUGCCCUAGUUCGGAAGUUCCAGACAGUCUCUGUCUCGCUCUGUAUUUUUGCCCUCACCUUUGCUGGUGAGGCUGCUCCAAAUCCAUCCUUUCACCAGGUUGUCCGCCGGAGCUUGUAAUCUUUACUCAAAAGUCGGUUGACUUAACAGUUGUUGCUAAAAGUGCAAUGUAUUCUACCUGGGAAAAACUCUUGUACUACCAAUCCUUUAGUUGCAAGCAAUGUUCAGGCAAGCAAAGUGCAA